This is a messenger RNA of Meloidogyne enterolobii, 633 nucleotides long. NCBI's taxonomy places the organism in Eukaryota, Metazoa, Nematoda, Chromadorea, Rhabditida, Meloidogynidae. The record is from the annotation of a GenBank genome assembly.
UUUUUAAAAUAUUAUUUUCGUCAUUUCACACCAAAAAGUUCUCCUCACUUCAACGGAAAUCCGAGAAAAAGAAUGGCAAAAGAAACAAAAAUAGGGGGGAAUUCCUCUUCUUCUUCUAACAACAAAACAAUUUUAAAUGGGAAAAUGCGCAAAGAAUUUAAACAACAAAAAAAUAAAAGAAUGAAUUUUUCUUUUGGAUUUUUAAAAUCAAAAUUAAUUUUAAAUUUUUGUUUAAUUAUUGCAAUAAUUAUUUUAAUUGGAAAUGGAAAUGCUAAUGAAAUUAGAACAUCAUUUCCAUUCGAAUUAAAUUUAUUUGAAAAUGAACUUAAUGAAAUUCCACCACAAUUUCAACUUAAAUAUUCUAAUAAUUUAGAAUUUUUAAAAAGAAGUAUAAAUAACAACAACAAUAUUCCUCCUUCAAUUCUUCCAUUAAAACCACAAAAAAGGCGAAUGGUUGUCCGUGUCCCUUUUGCAAGUCAAAAUCCAGAUGGAAGUCAAUUAAGCCGAAUAUACAAACAACUUUUUGAACCAACAGCUACAAGAACUAAAAAGCAACCUUUUUCACCUUUUUAUCAACGUUAUUUAAUGGAAGCAGCAACAAAAGGAGAAGAAAAUGGUGGAAAUAAAAUUUAA